Nerophis lumbriciformis (worm pipefish) is the source of this 1831-nucleotide messenger RNA. RefSeq names its product solute carrier family 35 member A5 (gene slc35a5). The record is from RefSeq and is a predicted model, not a curated record. Gene Ontology annotation, cellular component: Golgi membrane. NCBI's taxonomy places the organism in Eukaryota, Metazoa, Chordata, Actinopteri, Syngnathiformes, Syngnathidae. Gene Ontology annotation, biological process: pyrimidine nucleotide-sugar transmembrane transport. Gene Ontology annotation, molecular function: pyrimidine nucleotide-sugar transmembrane transporter activity.
ACUAAUACAGUUUGCAUCCGCCGGUUAACAAAGAAGAAGAAGAAGAAGAAGAAGAAGAAGCAACCCGGAAAAACAGCUGGAGAAGAGGCAGUCAUGUAUUGUACACAGCAGCGCUAAAACGCAGCAAAACAGAGCAGCCAUGACGUGCUCUUGCCCUCGCCUGUGCUCCCGCUCGUCGGCCUACACGCUGGCCUUGGGCGUGGGUUUUGUCACCCUGGGCACGAGUCGCAUCCUGCUGCUUAAAUUCUCCGCCAACGCCGAGAACAAAUACGACUUCCUGCCGGCAUCUGUCAACUUGCUGGCGGAGGCGCUGAAGCUGGUCUUCUGCCUUAUCAUGUCAGUCAGGGUGUUCAUCCAAGAGGGGCGCUCAUGCAGAGAGCUUCGCUCGUCCUCUGUCUUGUCUCUCCUCGGAACUCUUAAGUGGGCGAUCCCUGCUUUCCUCUACUUCCUUGACAACCUUAUCAUCUUCUACGUCAUGACCUACCUACAGCCUGCCAUGGCUGUCCUGUUCUCCAACUUUGUUAUCCUCACCACGGCUGUUCUCUUCAGGAUUGUUCUAAAGCGGCGUCUGUCCUGGGUGCAGUGGGCAGCGUUGGUCAUGCUCUUUCUGUCCAUCGUCUCCUUGACAACAGGAUCAGGGUCCAGCCAGAAGUCCGUGUCCGUGCUUGGUGUCCACUCCAACUCCCUCUCCAGCCCGUCCAACUCCUGCCGGCUGUACACGCAGCUGCUGGAGCAGAUGAAGAACAGCAGCGCCAACGGCUCGUGGUUGUCCGCCCUGCCCGGCCAAGCGUGGAGGGACAGCCUGUUGGAGAAGCUGCGCUUCCUGGGCGUGGGCCACAUACUGCUCCUCCUGCAGUGCUUCAUCUCGGCCAUGGCCAACAUCUACAACGAGAAGAUCUUCAAGGAAGGAGACCAGCUCACCGAGAGCAUCUUCCUCCAGAGCAGCAAACUGUAUGCCUUUGGCUUGAUGUUUAAUGGAUUGACCCUUGUCACUGGUCAAGAGGCUCGGGGUCUCACCGUCCACUGUGGCCUCCUUCAUGGACAUAACGUCUACUCUCUCGCUCUGGUGGUGGUCACUGCUGCCCUGGGUCUAUUCGUGGCCUUCAUCUUGAAGUUCCGAGACAACAUGUUCCACGUGCUGUCGGGCCAGAUCACCACGGUCCUGGUCACCGCCCUCUCCCUCUUGCUCUUCGACUUCCACCCUUCUCUGGACUUCUUCCUGCAGGCUCCCAUGGUCCUACUGGCCAUCUUUAUCUACAACGCCAGCAGGCCCCGGGACCUGGAGUACAGCCUUCAGCAGGAAAAACUGCGGGUCAUCAACGGGGAGGUGUUAAAGAGGUCCAGAGGGGACGGCGAGGAGCUGGAGCUGCUGACAAAGACCAACACGGACAGCGAUUCCGAAGAGUCGUCUUUGUAGCGCACAGGAGUGUUCAAGUAGGAAAAAUGUUGUCUUCUCGUGGCUGGCCCAGCGCAGGGCCGAGUUACAACGUCGGUGCCGUGAUGAACUCGUGACAGGUUUGUCUUGUCCUGCGGUCCAACCUCAGUAAGGAAAGGACGUAAGUCUUCUGCUGUAUUUCGUUCCAUUUGGAAUCCUCAUCCAUUUUUUUUUUCAAAUCUUUGCAAUCGUGAGUCAAUUUUGAGGAACGUGACCAAUCUAAUAUUUCAAAAACGUUUGCAUCUUAAGGCAAAGAACAACAAAUAUUUCUUUUUUGUGAUCAUUUUUGUCCUGUCGCACUGCAAGUAUUAUUUUUUUGAGUAUUUAUGUAUUAAAAAGGAAGUCUUUGUUUGUGCCGCUUGUGCUAAAUGGCUAAUAAACGGCAAGUAUUCUGCA